AAUUCGCGGCGCGGGCCGCCCAUCUGAGCCUGUAGGUCUGUGUGGGUCCGAGAGCUCGCAGGGCUUCGUCCUCUGGCCCCUCCUGCUCCUGCUCCUGUUCCUGCUGCGGCGCCCCAGCUCACUCCCUCCGCCGUCCUCCCUUCUCCUCCUCCUCCUCCUCCUCCUCCUCCUCUCCCGCCGGGACCCGAGCGCCCUGCCCUCCCCAGCACAGAAUGCAGAAGAAAGAAGCCCCCGAGAAAGGCUUCCGGGCCCCCUUCCCGCACUUCGCCACCAACGCCAUCCACGCGGGCCAGGAGCCGGAGCAGUGGUCCUCCCACGCCGUGGUGCCGCCCAUCUCGCUGUCCACCACCUUCAAGCAGAAGGCGCCCGGCAACCACUCGGGUUUUGAAUACAGUCGCUCUGGAAAUCCCACCCGGAAUUGCUUGGAGAAGGUGGUGGCCUCUCUGGAUGGCGCUAAAUACUGUUUGGCUUUUGCUUCAGGCUUAGCAGCCACAUUGAACAUCACACAUCUCCUAAAGUCUGGGGACCAUAUCAUUUGUAUGGAUGAUGUGUAUGGAGGGACAAAUAGGUACUUCCGUAGGGUUGCCUCAGAGCUGGGCUUGAAGAUUUCUUUUGUCGACUGCUCCAAACUCCAGGUGCUGGAUGCUGCAAUCAAGCCAGAAACCAAGCUUGUUUGGAUUGAAACUCCCACAAACCCCAAAUUGAAGGUCAUUGACAUUGAAGGCUGUGCCCAGGUGGUCCAUAAGUACGACAACAUUAUUUUAGCUGUAGAUAACACUUUCAUGUCAGCUUAUUUCCAGCGUCCUUUGGAUCUGGGAGCUGACAUUUGUAUGUAUUCAGCCACUAAGUAUAUGAAUGGCCACAGUGAUGUUGUCAUGGGUUUGGUAUCAGUGAAUUCUGAAGACCUAUAUAAAAGGCUCAGCUUCCUCCAAAAUUCUCUCGGGGCUGUUCCAUCUCCUUUUGAUUGUUACCUCUGCCUUCGUGGUCUGAAAACUUUGCAAAUCCGAAUGCAGAAACACUUUGAAAAUGGACUGGCGGUGGCCAAGUUCCUGGAGGCGAAUCCCCUAGUAGAAAAGGUCAUUUACCCUGGCUUGCCCUCUCACCCUCAGUAUGAACUGGUUCAGCGUCAGUGCACAGGCUGCCCAGGAAUGAUCACCUUUUAUAUCAAGGGAGAGCUUGCCCAUGCAGAAGCCUUCCUGAAGAACCUCAAGGUUUUCACGUUGGCCGAGAGCCUGGGAGGAUACGAAAGUCUUGCCGAGCUUCCGGCUAUCAUGACCCAUGCCUCGGUGCCCAAAGAGGAGAGGCAGAAGUUGGGAAUAAGUGACACUCUGAUCCGGCUCUCCGUUGGCUUGGAGGACACAGAUGAUCUCUUGAAGGACAUCAGUCAGGCUUUGAAGGCCGCUCACCCUUAAUCUAUGAGCCGUAACUAGAAUGUAACCAGGAUGUGCUACUGAGGGCUGCGAUUCCUGGAAUGAUCAAGCACUCAGAAGAUCGCUAAUUGCAGACUGCUAAUGAGCCUCCUGUGAUUGCCAUUAGAAGAUCUUCAGUGUCUCCCACAUUAGGCACCUCACUACCUUUUAUACUUUAAACCACCAGUGACUGGACAUCAACGGCUCAAGAUGCUAUUCUCUUGUCUCUCUCUGGUUGUGAAAUUCAAGCUCAGUUUCUGGUGAUGGUCCCUUUAUCGUUUCUACUUGUGCUUCUUAUCAAAGGAGGCUCAGUUGUGUGCUGCCAGUUUGCAUCUUCCUUCCAAGGCAUAAAACGUCUUUUGAUUAUGUUUACACUUUGAUGUUAAUUCAUUGUCUGAUGGCCUUCAGAAUAAUUCACACUACUGAAUGAACUCUCAGCACUGAGAGCAGCUCAGUGGUUUACGGAGUAUGGAUGUAAUGCCAAAAUCAGAUACUUGAAACCAUAAUGUGAAAUUCCACUGAUUUUAAAUUGGAUCUUGAAAAUCUCGUUUUUCACUUUAGUAAAUAUUCAUAGCCAA
Messenger RNA from Dromiciops gliroides (monito del monte), 1987 nucleotides. It is a transcript of the gene CTH, whose product is annotated as cystathionine gamma-lyase. The record is from RefSeq and is a predicted model, not a curated record. Gene Ontology annotation, molecular function: pyridoxal phosphate binding; cystathionine gamma-lyase activity. The transcript is spliced from 12 exons. The coding region runs from base 213 to 1412 and encodes 399 amino acids. Gene Ontology annotation, biological process: transsulfuration. Gene Ontology annotation, cellular component: cytoplasm. NCBI's taxonomy places the organism in Eukaryota, Metazoa, Chordata, Mammalia, Microbiotheria, Microbiotheriidae.